Cladophialophora carrionii CBS 160.54 is the source of this 2913-nucleotide messenger RNA. RefSeq lists its product as uncharacterized. Gene Ontology annotation, molecular function: peroxidase activity; heme binding. Gene Ontology annotation, biological process: response to oxidative stress. The transcript has a single exon. Lineage: Eukaryota; Fungi; Ascomycota; Eurotiomycetes; Chaetothyriales; Herpotrichiellaceae. The record is from RefSeq and is a predicted model, not a curated record. Bases 1 to 2913 code for a protein of 970 amino acids.
AUGCCGUCACUCUCUUCGAAGCUGAAGGGCAUGCUUCACUCCGAGCAUCAUGCAAAGACGAGAUCACAGAGGCCAGGGGCCGACACCGAGCGUGACAAAAGAAAGGAUCCCGAGAAACGAUCUCUCUCAGGGUCUGCGAGUAGCUCUGCAUCGAGCACUGAGACCGACAAAUCUGACUAUGUGUUGGACGUCUUAAAGUCUACCUUCCAGCUAAAGCAUCUGAGAACCGUCAAAGAUGUUGCUCUACAGCAAAUCGAUGGCGAGCCUAUUGAUGACAAGACUUACCUCAUGGAACGUAUCGUCCAACUGGCGGCGGAUUUGCCAGUGUCGAGCAGGACGAGCGCCACCCUGACAAACGCAUUCCUGAAUCAGCUAUGGACGGAUCUGCAGCAUCCCCCCCAGUCGUACCUGGGAGCCGAUUACAUCUAUCGCAAAGCCGACGGGAGCAACAACAACAUCCUCUGGCCAGGCCUGGGUGCCGCCAAACAGCCCUAUGCGCGAACGGUACGUCCGCGACUCAUGCAACCCGUGGCUCGACCUGAUCCCGCGCUCCUCUUCGACGUGCUCCUGUCUCGGAAGAAGUUCAAGCCACAUCCCAACAAGAUCUCCAGCGUUUUGUUCUACGUGGCGUCCAUCAUCAUCCAUGAUAUCUUUCGCACCAAUCAUGACGACUUCAGUAUAUCCGACACCUCGUCAUACCUGGAUUUGGCGCCCCUCUACGGUAGUUCCACAGAGGACCAACAUGCUGUUCGGACAAUGCGUGAUGGGAAGCUGAAACCCGACUGUUUCUCGGACAUCCGAAUCCUGGGAUUCCCGCCUGGUGUUGGCGCUUUGCUCAUCAUGUUCAACCGCUUCCACAACCACGUAGCAGAAAACCUUGCUCGCAUCGACGAGGGCGGCCGCUUCUCCAAAAUUCUGCGCCCUCCAGGACGACCCAAGCCUGCUGACGCAGAAGAGCUUUACGACGAAGCUCUCUUCCAGACCGCAAGAUUGGUCACCAGCGGGCUUUACGUUAACAUCAUUCUCAAAGAUUAUGUGAGAACCAUCCUCAACUUGAACCGAGCAGAUACCCUGUGGAAUCUCGAUCCAAGAUCCGAGGAAGGUAGUGCGUUUUUCGGCCACAAGAUACCCGAAGCCACUGGCAAUUCUGUCUCGGCCGAAUUCAAUCUUGUCUACCGCUGGCACUCCUGUGUUUCCGAGAGAGAUGAGCAAUGGACAAAGGAUGCAUAUACAAGGUUGGUCGGGACCGAUUCUUCGCUCUCAAUGGACAAAUUCCUGCGUGCACUCAAUGAGUGGGCCGUCAGUUUAAGUCCAGAUCCUUUGAAACGGGAGUUUGCCGGCUUGCAGCGGCUACCUGAUGGCAGCUUUCAAGACGAAGACCUCGCAAGUAUAUGGACGGCUUCCGUGACAGAUAUUGCAGGUAGCUAUGGUGCAAACCAUGUUCCCGACAUUCUCAAGAAUAUAGAGGUGCUGGGGAUCAUGCAAAGCCGAUCGUGGAACUUGGCAAGUCUGAAUGAGUUCCGACAAUACUUCAAGCUGGAGCCUCAUAAGAAAUUUGAAGAUAUCAAUCCCGAUCCUCUGAUUGCCGAGCAACUCCGCCGCCUCUACGCACAUCCUGAUAAUGUUGAAAUCUAUCCUGGUGUUGUUGUCGAGGCGGCCAAGGAGCCGAAGCUGCCUGGCAGCGGGCUGUGCACCAACUUCACGACCUCAAGGGCAAUCCUUUCUGAUGCUGUCGCACUGGUUCGAGGCGAUCGAUUCUAUACUGUUGAUUAUUCGCCGAAUAACUUGACCAACUGGGGCUUCAAUGCAGCCAACUACGAUUUGAACAUCAACUAUGGCUGCGUGUUCUACAAGUUGGUGCUCACUGCGUUGCCCAAUAGCUACACCCAGAACUCAAUUUUUGCGCACUAUCCUUUGGUUGUCCCAGAAGAGAACAAGGCCAUUCUGGCCAAGCUGAAGAAAGCCAGUCUCUACGACUUCGCCAUGCCCACUGGUACUGUGCAACAUGGUACCGAAGUACACAGAGCUGUGACCAAGGUGUCUGCUUCUCCCGUGCUAGGCAAUGCUCCAGGGCUUCAUCUCGGCCUUGUUCUCUUCGAGAGCGACGGAUUACCGGAAGCUGCAGGAGCAUUUUACAGCAACGUCAUCACCAAGCUGCUGCAGAGCGAGUGCUACGAGCUUGCCGGCCGACAAUAUGUGGAUGUUGUGCGGGACGUUUUCAAUAUCGCUCACGCCAAAUUUGUUACCGAUCUGUUUCUCCUACCACAACGCAGUGCACCCGAGCUCAUUGCUUUGCUGUCCACAAUCCAUGGUCACGCGACCGCACGACAACCUGCCCAGCGGUUUGUGCUCAUGAACAGAGAUGUGGAAGCAAGGCAUCGGUUUGUCAAUCUUGUGCAAGAGGAGGCGAACCGUGCUGUCAAGGACCACCAUGGCCUUCACUUGGGCUCCACAGGGCCACUUCGACGGCAUGGUCUGCAAGCAAUACAGGCAGUGGCCAAAAAGGGGUUAUCUCCCGAAGAGAUAGCAUCUGCCCAAAUUGUGCCUCUGGCGGCCCUGAUAUUUGUCAGUCAGGCGCGAAUCUUUGCCGAAAUUCUUGAUCAUGUCCUCACGACAGGUGAGGGACAAUCGCCGCUCGAUGGACUCAAAGGGCAUCAGCCGGACCCCAGCGUGCUCUCGAACAUAAUCAGCUUUCACAUCGACAUAGAGACACUGGAAGGUAAACUGGCAGUCACCACCGUCGAAGUCACCCUUAGAGCCAUGGGCGAUCUCAAGAAGCUGGAUCGCGCGGCUGGGUCGACAGGUAGGCUCAGGCGCGUCGGCGAGGGUGAAGAGACCAGCUAUCUGGACGUGGAAGAGAGCACGUUCUCGAUGUACCCGGUGUCUAUGAUGGUACAUUGGGAGGCCAGUUGA